Fomitopsis serialis is the source of this 907-nucleotide messenger RNA. RefSeq lists its product as uncharacterized. Gene Ontology annotation, biological process: mRNA splicing, via spliceosome. Gene Ontology annotation, molecular function: RNA binding. Lineage: Eukaryota; Fungi; Basidiomycota; Agaricomycetes; Polyporales; Fomitopsidaceae. The record is from RefSeq and is a predicted model, not a curated record. The coding region runs from base 285 to 773 and encodes 162 amino acids. Gene Ontology annotation, cellular component: cytoplasm; U2-type prespliceosome; catalytic step 2 spliceosome. The transcript has 7 exons.
AUCAGUCAUGGCGAGCCUCUCACUUAAGCGCGGCAGCUAACCACUCUUCUGAGGCCAAAGUAUGUUCGAAUGACAUACCCCGCAACAAGAAAGAGGCAGACGGAUGAACUUCAUGCCGGGCGUUGAGUAGACGGAAGAGGUCGCUGUGAUCAGGAUCGCUCAGGCGCCGGCCCACCGACGCCACUCAGUUUGUUUACGGCUGUUUGCCUCGUGCUCAAACUCGCUCGAUCCUCGUUGUCGACACCGACGACCACCACAGACCACCGAAAAAUACAUCGCCCACCAUGCCUCCUCCAAAAUCCAAGGGCGGCAAGAUGCUCAGCCUGAUCAACUGGCGGCUGAAAGUCACGAUCAACGACGGCCGCGCGUUCGUCGGGCAGAUGCUCGCGUUCGACAGGCACAUGAACCUCGUCCUCGCCGAGUGCGAGGAGUUCCGCCGCAUCCGCCCGAAGAAGAAGCCCGGCGAGUCGGAGGCGGGCCCCGUCCAGGAGAUGAAGCGCACGCUCGGUCUCGUCAUUUUGCGCGGCGAGACGGUGGUCAGUCUGUCGGUGGAGGGACCGCCGCCUGUCGUGGAUGACGACAAGAAGAACGCCCUACCGUUCGGUCCUGGACGGGGUAUGCCUGCAGGCCGUGGGAUGGGUAUGAUGCCGCCGAUGGGUGGGCCAGCACUACAACGUCCUCCCAUGCCCUUCGGUGCACCGCCGGGCAUGCCCCCCUUCGCUCCUCCUCCCGGUUUCUCCGGCCCUCCCCCAGGCUUCCAACCUCCGCAGUAAAAGCCCCCAGCACAAGGCUGUGUAUCAUAUUUGUUCUUUUGCUCUUACAUCACUGACACCAAGGAAGAGUGUAUUACCGUGCCGAGGAAGGCCUGGCGGACUGUGCAGGGUGGAAGGCGAAAAUGAGAUUGGCG